This is a messenger RNA of Exophiala spinifera, 357 nucleotides long. RefSeq lists its product as uncharacterized. Lineage: Eukaryota; Fungi; Ascomycota; Eurotiomycetes; Chaetothyriales; Herpotrichiellaceae. The record is from RefSeq and is a predicted model, not a curated record. The transcript has 3 exons. The coding region runs from base 1 to 357 and encodes 118 amino acids.
AUGAGCAGCUCAGAUACCGGAGAUAAAACUAUGGAUACAGUGCCAGGAGGCGAAACUCCGCAAUACGAGUCCAUUAAGACACAGACGCUUCCGACCCCGAAGCAGAGAGGCCAGCUUGGCUCUGGUCCAAAUACCUCUGAAGAAGCCUCGAUAUCGGAAGAGCGUGCACAAAAGACCGCCGACAAUAUUAGGUAUGGCCAGAAUAUCUCGGAGUCUGGGGUAGGAGGCAAGACAACCUCUUCGAUUGGCUCCGCAGGUCAAGAAGGCGGUUUCGGUGGUACACCAGAUCAGAGCGGAAAACAGCCAGAUUCGAGACCACAGCAAGGGUACGGGCCCGGUUCUGGCGUCGGAGCAUGA